Rhizophagus irregularis DAOM 181602=DAOM 197198 is the source of this 2150-nucleotide messenger RNA. RefSeq lists its product as uncharacterized. Lineage: Eukaryota; Fungi; Glomeromycota; Glomeromycetes; Glomerales; Glomeraceae. Gene Ontology annotation, biological process: establishment or maintenance of cell polarity; ubiquitin-dependent protein catabolic process. The record is from RefSeq and is a predicted model, not a curated record. Gene Ontology annotation, cellular component: MUB1-RAD6-UBR2 ubiquitin ligase complex.
AACUUUUUUGCAGUUCCACAGGGACAGAAGAAGUUUUAUAUUUCGCCCCCUUUCAAACUAUCGAAAAGCUUCCCAUUUCCAUUCCUCAUCACAUACUGAAGUUUCUUCACGCUCUCUAUCCGAGAGCCAUAUUUCCUUUCAAAAAAUAGAUCUUGGUGGACUUUGUUACAAACAUUUAUGUUCGUCGUCUUCAUCUCAAUAAUAUAUAAAUAUAUAUCAAGCCUACAGACUAAUAUUUUAUUUUAUUUUAUUUUUUUUCUUUCAACAGCUCGCAUUUUGGUAGUAUAGUCGCACAUCCAACUUCUUCCAUAUUUGUUUCAAAAACUUUGCGUAUAGUUUUACAGUUAGUUACAUUUUAAACUCCAACUUAAUUUGAACUUUCAAAAUCUUUCCUUUUUUUUUAAAACGAUCACAAUGAGAGAAUCAAACUUUUCGUUUCCUUCACAAAACCGUGCGUCAGUUUGCAUUACUGCUGCUCUUUAUGAUAGAAGAGCACUUGACUGCACAGCCAUCUUACCUUUAAUUAACUCCUUAACACAUCUCACCUAUUUAACGAGUACUUCACCACGCAUCCGAGAGAUUCUCACGAUGGAUGGGGGGUUAGAACGCUUGGUCCGUAUCCUUAAAACUACUAAAGUGAACGAUAAAAGAAGUGGUUGGAAGUGGUCUAUGGCAUUUCAAUGUGUCGCUAACGUUGGAGUACGAGGUUCUGAGACAAUCAGGACCAGAGUUGUGGACGCUGGUAUGGUACCGGUUAUUAUAACCGUAUUGGACAAUUUUUUAAAGGCACUUGAUCAUGUUAGGUUGGAGAAAGAACAACAGCAAUUACUUGCUGCACAGUUGCUUUCAACUCAACAUCCAUCGCUGAUAACAACAACAACAACACCAUCCCCUUCAAUGCCUCUUGCGGCCGCUUUUGUUGGAGCUUUAGAAAAUGCUGCUGCUUCUACGAAUAGGUUUCUAGCAAAUGUCACAACACCUUAUGAUAUAAGAUCGUCUGAUGAUGCAAGAUCGGAUGUUGCAUCUUGGGGUUCAGUUGCAGAUAAUGAAGAAAUGACCACUACAAUGCCACAGCUUCCAUCGACAAUUACAGGCGGUUCCGGAGCAAAUAUAACUCCAAGUUUGCGACCAUCACAGCUACCGAGUAAUACGAAUAACAAUUCAACAAAUCCUACUUCGCAAUCAUCAACUUUGGAAAUUGACGUUCUUUACCGUGAAGAAGAUAUUCUUCUGUCCCUUCAACUACUGGCCUACCUUUCAAAAUAUCCUCAUUUACGCGCAACUUUUCACACAGCUUAUCCGCCUCAUAACGUAUUUUCUCUUGUGGAGAAAUUCACCCAUCGCCUCCAUCCCGCAGAAAUUCAGUACUGGGCAGGUGUUAUUAUGCGUAAUGCUUGUCGUAAGGAUGAAGCUCGCGGUGGAAUCCGUCAAUGCGCUUAUAUGGCUUGUGGUAAAUGGGAAAGCUAUCCAAGAGAAUUUGCUAAAUGUCGGAGAUGCCGUAAAGCUAAAUAUUGCUCUAAAGCAUGUCAGUCAAAAGCAUGGAGCGAGGGACACAGGUGGUGGUGUAUGGAACGACAUGGUCAUGGAGAUACAGAUAGUACAUCUGCAAAUGGUCAAUCAAAUUCUAAUGGAACUUCGUCAAGUUUGGGCGGGCAUCGUUCUCGUUCAACAAAUUUUGGACACUCCACAGAUAGCUUAGCAAGGUCAACAACGAAUCGUGAAGCAACGCCAACGACGGUGACGACAGGUGCGACAUCUCACGGCCGUGGUUCUUCUGGAUCAGGAUCAGUUCUAGUAUCAUGAUGGUAUUUGUGAUAAAUAAGUUUCGGAAUAGGAUGGGGCCAAUUAAUUAUAUAUAAAUAUAUUUUCUUUUGCAUAUAUUUGAUUUGAUUUCUUUUUUUUUUUUUGUUUUUAGUUAGAUUUAGUCAUUCCGAUUUUAUUAUUUCAUUGUUUAUAUUUUUUCUGGUAUGUAGAUUAUUCACAUGGAAUAAUUGAUUGUGGUUUUUUAUCAUCAUAUCAAUUUCAUAAAUUUGAGUUUGGGAUACUAUAUUUAAGUAGAAGAAACGGAGUUUUUGUUUGACGUGCUUGAAAUUUGUUCUUUUGUAAUUUUUUUAGAUUAUUAAUCAUCUGUAAUAUUUUUUUUUUUUUUU